CAGCCCCCCGAACCUACAACACAACAGGUAGAGCAGUAGCUUGGAUUCCACAGUAUUGGAAACAUCACACGAGGAAUACAAGCCUUUCCUCCCACCACCACCAAAAUGCUUCUUCUCGAUUAUCAAAAUGUACUCAUUCAAUCCGUACUCACGGAAAGGUUCUCAGGGUUUGUAUAAAACAGAAUCCUUUAUGCUGCUCAAACUUAGCUAAUUCGAGCCAGAGCACCACCGGUGAACAUCGACCAGACUGUAGCCGAUUUCGAUGGUGUUACUUUCCACAUCUCCACCCCUGAAUCGAAGACCAAGAUACUCGUUUCAAUACAAGUUAAAUGCUAUGAUGAGCUUCUACGAUACGGCGCUCAGCAAGUCCUUGAGCGGGAAUACGGCCCAUAUGUUGUUGCGCCGGAAAGUGGUUACAAUUUCUCGGUGCAGGUUGAUUUGGAAAGUCUGCCAGAAGAGAAAGGUAAGAAUUCCCGUAACCAAUGGAUGGCAUAUACUAAAAGCCUCUACCUAUAGAAGCGCGAGAUGAUUUGAUCAGACGCAUAUCUCUAUUAAAACGAAAUGCAAUGGCUGCACCUUUCGAGCAUGCCUUUGACGAAUUCCAUAAAUUACAGGAGGAAGCAUCGAAGUUCACAUCCGAGGAAGCUCCCCAAGGUGUCCGGGAAGGUGGAGAUGUUAUGGCAAUUCAUUACCGAGAUGAGGAAGCAAUCUAUAUCAAGGCCAGCCACGACAGAGUCACGGUUAUUUUCAGUACAGUAUUCCGUGAGGAAACAGAUAGAGUAUUCGGAAGGGUUUUUAUCCAAGAAUUCGUAGAUGCUCGAAGAAGAGCUAUCCAAAACGCCCCUCAAGUGUUAUUCAGAACCGACCCGCCAUUAGAGCUUCAAGAUGUUCCAGGAGUAAAAGACAAUGGUAGUGGAGAUAUUGGCUAUGUUACAUUUGGUGAGCUCAAUAAUUUCGGUAUUCCAAGCCUCAUUAUCAAUUUGCUAAUUCAUACAGUUUUAUUUCCACGUCACCUUACCCUCCAACGAAGAGAUGAAGUUAUUUCCCACAUCCAAACAUUCCGUGAUUACUUCCAUUACCAUAUUAAAGCCUCAAAGGUACCAUCAAAAAACACAACCAAUUCAUGAUCUAGUAUUGACAUAUCCCAGGCAUACAUUCACUCGAGAAUGCGUAGACGUACAGCGGACUUUUUGCAAGGUAAGCUCCAUUCCGAGGCAUAGAUUUCACUUCAACUGACAAAUAAUAGUUCUUAGAAGAGCACGUCCAGAGAACGAAGAAAAGGAGAGAAAGACAGCCAGCGGACGGACUUUCAAGGUCCAAGGUUAAGGAUAGAAGACAAUUGGAAGUUUGGGCUAAGGCGAAUAUAUGACACGAAAACUGAAAUCGAGCGAUACUGCAUAAUUACA
Messenger RNA from Sclerotinia trifoliorum, 1406 nucleotides. Lineage: Eukaryota; Fungi; Ascomycota; Leotiomycetes; Helotiales; Sclerotiniaceae. The record is from the annotation of a GenBank genome assembly.